AUGUAAAAUCUGAGUUCUCAGUGAGUGAGCUGGACCCCACCACGCCUGCCUGAAGCUGCUCGAGGCAGCUUUUGCCAUCUGUUCAGAAAGAUUUUGCCAUUCUGCUGUCUGAAAGCUGCAUUUGUCUGCUCAGGACCUUGGUCAAAGCAUCUCGCAGGAAAUGACAACGGGGUGAGAUUUUCUUUUCAGGAAGGAGCCCCAUCCAAUUUGAAAGGACCCAGUGGAAGCCAAGAACAAAAUUUCCAUUGGAUAAAAACUGUUUGACUUUCUGACACUUGCCUUGGUUUGGGGUUUUUUUUUCCCCUUAAAUGAAGAAGUUCAGCAGUCACUGCCCGUGCCCAGCUGAGAUGCUGCUGUUACUCCAGAGCUGCAGCAGUCAGCACAUCACAGCUGAUGGCAGCUGUGACCUCUGAGUGCAGCCAGCACUGCCAAGGUUUUCCCUUGCAGGGGAAAGGACACAGAGCCAGACCCUGCCUGCAGCAGCCCCUCCCUGCCUGGCUCUGCCCGUGGCACUGUCCCUGCGGUGUCCCACGGCCAGGCAGGGCUCCUCAGCUCACACUAAUACAGGUUUCCCCGGUAAAAUUGCAUCCUGAGACGGGAAAGAGCCUCCCACGCCCUCAGCCUGGCUGUGGGGCUGUUUGCCACACACAAUGAGCUGUGCUGGGAGGGGAUGCUGAGCCUGACGUGGGAGCGCUCGGUGCUGCCCUGAUUCUGCAUCCUGCACACAGAGCACUCCCAGGCUGCCUGGGCACAUGCAGCCCAGCAAAGCUCACUCUAGAAAAAACAACAUAUGCAGGAACUUUAUUUUUCAUUUCACUCUUCCAGCUUUCUUUGUUUUUUUUUUAAGAGCUAAUGAGAGUUUUGUGUAACACGUUACCUGGCUUAAAUCUGAAAUAGUGAAGCUGUGCUGGAAAUGGAAAGAAGAUUUCCGUGCUAGCCUGCACACCCAGAGCUUGGAUGCUGCUGCUCCCAGAGCUGCUGCUGCUGCUCCUCUGUGAGGCAGAGCUCUGGUCACUGCCUGCUGGGACCUUGCUGAAGCACAGCCUCACUGCCUGCAGCCAGCCCCUCUGGGCCGUGCUGCAGCUCUGCUCUCCUGACCAGCCCCAGGGAGGGACCCCGAGCUCCGAUGGAUCCCCGCAGGCUCCCCCUGCUCCCCACGGCGCUGCUGUGGGGCUGCCUGCUGGCCUGCUCCUGCUCCCCCAGCACAGUUGCUCCCCCACGAGACCUCAGCAUCACAGACCCAGGGCUCCUGGGGGCUCUGGAUGUGCAGUGGAAGCCCCCACCCCACGUGCAAACCUUCAACGAGUGCACAGUGAAAUACAAGUUUGAGUAUCGCAGCUCUGGGGACAGGGACUGGAAGGUUAUGUUUACUAGGAAGCUAAAGCUCAGAGUUGGGUUUGACCUCAGCAGGAGCGCCGAGGUGCGGCUGCAGACGCUGCUGCGGGGACGCUGCACGGGCGGCGCGGAGCUGCACAGCGACUGGGCUCAGGCCACCUUCCACACCCCUCCACAAGGAAAACUUGAAUCAGGGGUCCAGAAUUUCCACUGCAUCUAUCACGACUGGGAAUACCUGAAGUGCACGUGGCAGCCAGGUCUCCUCACACCUCGUGGUGCACAUUAUGGGCUGUACUAUUGGUACGAGGGGCUGGAGCAGGCAGUGCAGUGUGAUCACUACGUCCAGGAGCACGGCGUGAACGUGGGCUGUGUGCUGCAGAACCUCAGCCAGGCUGAGUACCAGGACCUGAACGUGUGUGUCAAUGGCUCGGCAGCAGGCACGCUGCUGCGGCCCCUCUACACCACCCUGCGCCUCCACAACCUGGCGCAGCCCCCGGCCCCGGAGCAGCUGGUGCUGUCGCUGUCGGCGGCGCAGGAGCUGCGGGCGGCCUGGAGCGCCCCGGGCGGGCGGGUCCCGCCGCACUGCCUGGAGUACGAGGUGCAGGCGGCCGAAGACACGAGAGCCUGGGCGUUUGUGUCCACCCAAAUGGAAACUGCUGUAACGAUUUCCAGAGCAAAUCAAAGCCACGUUUCAUGUGUUCGUGUCAGGGGGAGAACAAACAUUUUCUGUGCUGACCAGGGCUUUUGGAGCGAAUGGACCCAGGAUUGUUUCUCUGUGUCCAGAAAAGAGGACAAGCAGCUAUUUAUCCUCAUUCCAGUCAUCCUGAGUUUGUCAAUUAGCCUCAUAAUAUUUAUGUUGAUUGGGCGGUGCAAGAAAAGAUCCCCAGCAGGAAAGGCACUGCAUGCUCCCGUGGGACCCUAGCUGUGCCUGCUGUGCUGCCCGUGUCUGGUGGGCUGCUCGUGGAACCCCACCCAGGGACACCCCAGAGGAGCCCGGAGCUUUCUGCAGCCCAGAUGGGUCUUCCCUGCCUGCUGCCCCUUGGGAAGGCAGCUGCUGCCACACCUGAACGGGCCCAGGAAACCUGGAGGGGCUUAAACUGACUGCAGGAAAACUGGAGGAGAUCUGAGCUGACUCUGAAGCAAGGUGUUUUCUAACAGGACAAGGAAGAAAAAAGAGGCAGUGGGAGCUGCCAUGAAUAAUAAAGAUAACGCCUUGUUCUGUGGGCUUGCUUGGGGUUUUUUUUCUUUUGUAAGGACUCCAGAAAUCCAUCAGCAGGACACACACGGAGAGGCAGCACCUCACACAGUGGUGCACCACCCCUGCCUCCAGCCCCUGUGCCCCACCUUGCUCUCACCACCCUGUGCCCAAAUACUGCUGAGAGCACCUAAAUGCUGAACAGGAGCUACCUGAGCUGUUUAUUUCAUCAGCUGAUAUGCCUUACCUGUUGAAAAGCCCUGGUGGAGAGGCCUUGAGAGAAACUUUUGCUCUGAAGAGGCAUGAACGCUGCUGCCAGGGACAGAUGAUUCAGAGGAGAAGUGGGGGUCACUCCAGCAAAUGUGACAUGGGAAUUUCUCUAGGAAGGGGACAUUGGCACCAGGAUUCAAUGAAGCACAUCUGAUGUUUCUCACCACCUUGUAGUCAAGUGUUGAAAUUGAUGAUUGAUUUUUUAGGAAUCAUUCCCUGUGACGAUGAUAGGAAAAAAAAUUAGAAAGCAUCACUGGAUGAGAUACCCUUUUCCAAGCCCAUUCUGGGUUUUUUUUGCUUGAAGAACUAACCAAGGCAAACACAGGGGCUUAGUGUGGUUUCAUUUCAUUGUAACAACCAUGAAAAUGUGUUUUCUUGAAGGAGCAUUUAUUCAAAGUGGGAAUUUCUAAUGAACAGUGGAAGCUCAGAGAGAAAAUCAAGUUGGUGUCAAUCAGCUAUGUAAAGAGCCUUACUAAUCCAAUCAGAAAUAAAACAAUGCAGCAAGCCCUGUCUUACACAUCCAACUGCAAAAUCAUUCAGUCACUAUCAGCUGCUUCCACUGCUAAAUGCCCAAAGUAAUUCAGGGAGCAACCUGAGGAGGGAAGAACCAGGAAAAAACUGGUCAAUGCACGGACUGAGGCAGAAAUGAAGUUUUGUGGUGGUUGUAAUUCUGCUGAGACACAACCUCUGCCUCUGCUGUCUCCUGGGCAGCCACCACGGGAUGGCUUUGCUCUGAAAAAUACCCGUGAGCAUGCACUGGGCAUGGAUUUUCAGAGCUGCCAUCAGGCCUCUGAUGGACUCCUAAACAGUGAAAAUAUCUGCUAAAAACACGUGAGUGCAUUGUGAAUGUCCCCAGGGGAAAAUGUAGGGGAAGGAGUCAAGCCCAGCCUGUUGUCCUGGGUGCCUCCGGUAUGAUCUCACCUAUUUUACAGGUGGGAAUGCUGGGCACAGGCAUUUGGACUGGGACAAAUCCCCUGCAGCAGCCCCAGCCUGCUGGAUGGGUUUAAACUGGGCCAAAGCCUCAAGUCUAAUUUCCCUCCCCUCUAAAAAUGGUGAGAAGGGAAGGAUGAAAGUGCAUGGGUGCAAGUAAGAGAGAGCAAAGGAAAGGCUGUUUUACAGCUAGAACCCACCCCAAAAAGAUCAGAGCUAUUUCAGUAACCACAAAAUAUAAAAGUUAGGCUGAAGCCUGCCUAGAAACCUGCCUAGUAACAGAGUGAUAAAUUAAGUACAUCCUACUUAUGGUAUCUGUAUGCUGCAGCUUUACAGGAGCGUUUAGGUGAGGAGAGCUGGGCUUGGCCCCAGUGCAGGGCUCCCUGCUCCCCAAACUCAUCCUGCUUUCUCACAGUAUCACACGUGCAGCAUUUGCAAAAUUCAGCCCUAACAGGUGGCCACUCUCCUUCCUGCCAUCCCAAACCUCGCUAGAAUUUCAGUACAGCAUUUUUAUCCUGUGUUUAUAGAAUUACACCAAUGUAUUUCUUUCAUACAGUAGUCUCACUAGAGUGUUUCAGUUCAUUUGCUGUGGUCCAUAAUUAAUAUUUUUAGUAAAGCAUUUUUAAAAUCCC
Prinia subflava (tawny-flanked prinia) is the source of this 4362-nucleotide messenger RNA. It is a transcript of the gene IL13RA2, whose product is annotated as interleukin 13 receptor subunit alpha 2. The transcript is spliced from 11 exons. The record is from RefSeq and is a predicted model, not a curated record. Lineage: Eukaryota; Metazoa; Chordata; Aves; Passeriformes; Cisticolidae. Gene Ontology annotation, biological process: cytokine-mediated signaling pathway. Gene Ontology annotation, molecular function: cytokine receptor activity; protein binding. Bases 1127 to 2257 code for a protein of 376 amino acids. Gene Ontology annotation, cellular component: external side of plasma membrane.